This is a messenger RNA of Pristis pectinata (smalltooth sawfish), 5332 nucleotides long. RefSeq names its product kazrin-like. Bases 540 to 3158 code for a protein of 872 amino acids. The transcript is spliced from 18 exons. NCBI's taxonomy places the organism in Eukaryota, Metazoa, Chordata, Chondrichthyes, Rhinopristiformes, Pristidae. Gene Ontology annotation, molecular function: protein binding. The record is from RefSeq and is a predicted model, not a curated record.
GGUGAUCGACCUGCAUCAUUGGUUAAUGAAUGAUUUGUUAAAUCUAGGGACAGCGUUGCGGUGCUGGUGCGGAGGUCGGGUCUCCGGGCUGCGGGGUCUGACGCUCGGUUGGAGGGCGCUGCUCGCUGCUGCUGCUGCCGUGGAAGCGGGUCGGAGCUCCAUGUGUGGCCGGCCCUCCACUGGAGUCAAUCCCACUGACCACGGACCAGCGAAGCAGGGCUGUCAGACGUCGUUGAACUGCGAAUUAAAGACUGGCCGGACUGUCACUGACGGCUGCGAAGGCGGUUAAUCCAUGACUAUCAAUUUGCAAUUUGUGGGAGAGAAGGUUUGGGAUAGAGAGUGUGUCGCAUUGUAGAACAGGCUGUGUGAUACGAGGAGAUCCCUGCGUGGACACAGUGCUGUGUGGCUCGGUGCCUGUCAGGCCAAAGACUGUCAUCUUGUCCUGGGCUGUAAGUCCAGCCAGGAAACUUUUGGGAAUCCGUGUCGUGGGAGAGCGAGUGUGGCCAUCCGUGAGCCGGUGCACCCGGGAACAAGGAGCCAUGGACAUGUCUGCGACCGUGGGCACAGGGCAGAGCUCUAACACCUUCACCAGGGUCUUUGGGCACCAGUGUGAGAUCAUGCAGGCAGCUGUCCAAUCCCUGGAUACUCUAAAUGAACAGAUCACAUAUUUCAUCGCAAGCAAGUCUGUAGCAGUGGACACUCAGCGCGAUGCUUUGUUGCCCGAGGAGCAGGACACCCUGAAGAAAUCACUGGCCUUAAUGAGACAGCUGCUCAUGGAUGUACAGGGCAAGAUCCUCACCACCAUGGAAGACAAUAAGCAGCUGGCGGCGAAGAUCGAUGUGGCCGUGCAGUCGGCCAGCCGCGAGGUGACCAGCCUGAGAGCCGAGCUGACGGCCACCAGCCGCAGACUGGCCGAGCUCAGCCCCGGGGCCGACUGCGCCGGCAUGGACACCAAGCACGGAGAAGAUGACUGUGACGUGCGAUCUGACGAGCUGCAGCAUCAUGUGACAGUGCUGCUUCGUGAGGAGGUUUCCCGGCUCCAGGAGGAGGUACAGUGGCUGAGGCAGAUGAAGGAAAUGCUAACGAAGGAGCUGGAGGAUUCGAAUGCAGGAAAAUCAGCCGAGAUCCUGUCGGUGACUGAGCUGAAAGUGCAGCUUGCCCAGAAGGAGACCGAGCUAGCCCGAGCCAAAGAAGCCCUGCAGGCCAUGAAGACUGACCGUAAACGAUUAAAAGCUGAAAAGGCCGACCUGGUAAACCAAAUGCAACAACUAUAUGCGACACUAGAGAGCCGGGAGGAGCAGCUGCGAGAUUUUAUAAGGAAUUAUGAGCAACACAGAAAGGAGAGCGAAGAUGCAGUGAAGGUUUUAGGAAAAGAGAAAGACUCACUGGAGCGAGAGAAAUGGGAUCUACGUAGACAAGCCAAGGAGGCAACUGAUCAUGUGACUGCACUUCGAACACAGCUGGACCUGAAGGAGAACAGGAUUAAAGAACUGGAGGCAGAGUUGGCCAUGAUAAUGAACCGUAUGGGCCAGAAAAUGGAAUAUCGCAUUUUCGAUCGUUCAGCUGAGAAGGAGUCCUUCCCUCGAGUGCUGGCGGCUAAGCAGUCCCUAGCCACACUGACCAAGGAUGUCCCCAAGAGGCACUCACUGGCGAUGCCGAGCGAGAGCAUGUUAAACGGGAAUCAGGAGUGGGUGACGCAGUCAGACCUUCCACUCACUGCAGCAAUUCGACAGAGCCAGCAGACAUUGUAUCAUGCACAUCACCACUCGGUAGACAGGCAAGGAGUGCGAGUCAGCCCCUGUCACUCGAGGCAACCGUCCACCGUCUCGGACGCCUCGGUGCUUGAAGGUGAAAGGUCGUCCACACCAAGUGACAUCAACUCACCGCGACAUCGGACACACUCACUCUGUAAUUCACUAGAAGAUCUAGAAGAACAAAAGAGGAAGAAAAAGAAGGAGAAGAUGGUGUUUGGUUCCAUUUCGCGGGUGUUUGCCAGGGGCAAGCAACGGAAAUCCCUGGAUCCCGGCCUGUUUGAUGAUUCCGACAGUUUGUCCAGCCCCACACACCUGAGCCUCAGUUUAUCAGAGGGCGAUGAGCAUCUGGACAGGUUACAGCAGGUGGAGAUUGCAAGGACCAUGCCGAUGUCUCAGUGGAAGGCGGGUACUGUACAGGCCUGGCUGGAGGUUGUCAUGGCGAUGCCAAUGUACAUCAAAUCCUGCACGGAGAAUGUCAAAAGUGGAAGGGUCUUGUUGAGUCUGAACGAUGAAGACUUGGAGAAGGGGCUGGGAGUGAACAGCUCGAUGCAUCGGCGUAAGCUGCGGCUUGCGAUUGAGGACUAUCGGGAGGCUGAGUGUGGGAAGGGGUUGUCCAAGGCCUCAGAGCUGGACCAUCAUUGGGUUGCCAAGGCAUGGCUGAACGAUGUGGGCCUCCUGCAGUAUUCCCAGGCUUUCCACAACCACCUCAUUGACGGCCGAAUGCUGAACUCGCUGACAAAACGGGAUCUGGAAAGGUACCUGAAUGUGUCGAAGAAAUUUCACCAGAUCAGUCUCCUGCUUGGCAUUGAGCUGUUUCGACAGUGGGACUUUGACAGAGAGAUUCUGCAUGAAAGAAGAGCCUGGUGUGAAAAUCACAAUGUGGAUCCUCUGGUCUGGACCAACCAGCGAGUCAUAAAGUGGGUGCGGGAGAUCGACCUUAAGGAGUAUGCAGACAACCUUCUCAAUAGCGGUGUCCAUGGUGCAGUGCUCGUCCUUGAACCCACCUUUAACUCAGAAGCCAUGGCAACAGCACUAGGAAUUCCCAGCAACAAGCACAUUAUCAGGCGACAUCUCUUUGAAGAGCUGAACUUAAUCGUCAAUCCUGCCAGGCAUGGAUUGUUACAGGAAAGUCAGAGAUUGGGGCAGCUAUGUUAUGUACAACAGGGCUCACUGGGACAUUAUCACACUGGUGAGAGUGUUCUAGGAUAUGCAGAGGAUGAAACCAGCAGAAAAUACAGAACAGGAAGGGGACCAAUGGAUUCAGUGAAGGCCUUCGGUGGAAAAGAUCUCUGCUUCCGUGAGGGCUACUCCUCCCAUCCACAAGGAGCCAGCGAGGAUGAACUGCCCAGGACAGCACGCUGCUCUCUCCAGACCUUCACUGGGAUAGAGGUUACCAAUGUAUAGGGCAAGGUUGGACACUGGAUAUUGGAAUCAACUGGAAUACGUUCACCCACAGAUCCAACCACACAAAAGUGAACCAGCUGCUCAGAAGAGGAAUUUAGGACUUUCUGGCCAAGUGAACAGAGUUUUUUUUAUAUUUAUGUUAAGUGGAUUGGGUCAUUGUUAUUUCCAGUUGGUUGUGGAUGGUUGCCAUGCGGAAGCAGGUGAAUGCUGAUGGUUCGGUGGAAAACUGUCUCUUAUUAACCAGCUCAAGCCCAAGCUAUGGUUGACAUUGUGCCCAAGCAUCAGGCACUUUGGAUCUAUUCUGAAUAUAGCUUUUCAGCACUGCAGAUCCUUAUUGCAAGUGGAUUUUGAUUUAACUGAAGAGAAUGGAAAGUCCAUAGUGAACUUGCUCUAAUGUAAGGUUUCUAUCCUGUAUCUUUUCACUUAAGUGGAGAUAAGUUUAACAGUCCUCCUAAUUGUGUUUCAUAAAAAAAAGGGCUUACAAGUCCAGCUUUAAACCUGUAGUUCGCAUAUUAAUGGGGGAAUUUCAGCUUCAGAGGACAAGCAUGGUGCUCUGCAAACUUUGUAACUGAACCAAACCACCAGCAGCAGUUUCAUGUUCAGUGUUAAUUGAUCACAGUCUGCAAAAGGUUGUCCAAAUGUUACAAGGGGAGGAAAGUCCAGGGAGUUUUACUUCAAUGCAGUUCCUUGUUUAUAUAAAAAAUUUUAAUCAUCAGAUAUUUACCCUAUUUUGUUUAUAAAUGUCAGUGUUACUGAUACUGUGGAGAACCUUGCUUACCCUUGUGUGGGAAGGGGGCUACAGUGAAAAUAUUGAACAUGGAACCAAAUAGGACUUUAACAUAGCCUUGGCAUUUCCAACCAUUGGUAGAACUAGUUAUUGUUUACCAAGAAGGACAUGUCCCAAUCAGGCUGUUGACUUGGAAAGUUGAAACCUUGAGUUGACGUUGUUAGACAGAACCUCCCCUGAUGCUGUAAAGAAAACAGUGUAGAAACGAACCAAAUGGACCUGGAAGAUCCCAGGUUCAGUUCCAAGUAUGUGCAGACUGGUUGCCAUCAGACCAUGUUACUCUUCCCUACAGUACCCAUGGUGAUUUAGUGGUUUCACAUCACCACUACCCGCACCCCACCCCACCCUCCCCCACCAAUGGUAGGUCCUUCAAGGUGUGGCCUUUGAGAUUGUGGCUGAAGAUGUCAAUGUGAUGAAAAGCAGACACUAUUUCUGUGAGUUGUUUAAGUGUGUACUGGAUGCUUUAUUCCCAACACACUUAUUGUGCUUUCUUUGUUGAAGGAGGUGAUAUAUCCAUAAAAAAAUUGCUGAUAAACAUCAAUGUCAGUCCUAUAGAACAGUAGUUUGUAUUUCCAAUCUACUUACUGUAUCUCUGACCUACCUGACCCUUUGACUUUGCUUGCUUUGGUUCUAGGAGAGUGGAACUAGUCUUCAGUUGACAUGGAGUUCCAGGCAGAUGUGAGUCAUUCCAUUUAAGGCUAGGAGUACAACAACUGUCUAAGUCAGAUGUUUAUGUUAAAAUAAAAGCUGCCAGGCAGUUAUAAAGCACAAUAACUACUUUCAGAGAAGUUUGUGCAGGCAGGUUGCUCCAAGCUACUCAAGAGAUAAGGUGAGCCAACAAGCCACAGAAGCAAAAGAGUAGGGCCAGAUCAGCUGAAAAAGGAAAACUUGCAAAAAACAUUCCUCAGAUACUAUAUCUGUGUGUUUAUUAAGGUGCGAUGUCAUCGGUACUAAUACAGUUUGACAAACCAACUAACUGCUCUAAAUCCCUCAUGAAUUGUAGAAUCAAAGUGUAUUUACGCUGCUUUUCUGAUAUAUUUGAAAGCAGCCAGUCUGACACUACUCUCUUCUAUAACAAGAACAAGACAUGAACUGUUUUAACCUUUGGAGAAUGUUAAAACUAAUUGUACUGAUUUUACUUUGUAUUCUGUGAAUAUUUGUUGAUAGAAAAAAGGCAAUGCUUUUUUUAAUUUUAAGUGUACUUACAGAGAUUUUAUAUUAUUUUUACUUGUUAUAUUAUUUCAAAUGCAACAGAAAUCUAAGUUCCCAGUGUUGCCUCUUACACAUUCCUUUUUUCCCAAAUGCAUUGCUGUUAAUUAUAAUGGAAAGGAUUUAGAAUUCAAAGGGGCACCUAAAGACUCAAUGAAUCUCCCACAGAGACUGCUGG